Monodelphis domestica (gray short-tailed opossum) is the source of this 2948-nucleotide messenger RNA. The record is from RefSeq and is a predicted model, not a curated record. Lineage: Eukaryota; Metazoa; Chordata; Mammalia; Didelphimorphia; Didelphidae.
AAUUCUUCUGAUUAGAGACCAUCAUGAAACUGGAUACAUGGUUUACAGCAGGUCACUAAUGUUGGAAAAAAGUACAGAGUCCAGCGAAAGACCUGCUUGUUACUUUCUGAAUUCUUGGACAUUUUGUGUGUGUGUGUGUCUGUGUCUGUGUCUGUGUGUGUGUAUGUAUGUGUGUGUCUGUGUGUGUCUGUGAGUGUAUGUGUGUGUAUGUGUGUGUAUGUGUGUGUGGUUUGGGGUUUGGGUUUGUUUUGUUUUUUUUUUUUUUCGGUUAACUUUCACUGAAGGUUACUGUAGCCUGUGGAAUCUUCCUCAAGGCCAGAAAAAUUGACAAGCUUCACCUUUGUCUUCCUCAAUGGUAUAAUGCUUUAAGUUCAAGAGGGACUUAUAACUAUACUUCAGAAUGUCUUCUAAUUCUGAUACUGACGGCAUCCAGGAAUCACUAAAGCAUGGAGUAACACCUAUCACGCUCGACUAGCUGAGAGCCCAGGGAAACUUACAAAGUCUGUAAAGCUCGGAUUGCUCACUAGAAGCCGGGAAACUAGAACCACUCUUGAAAAUCUUGACAUUUCACUGCCCUGUCCAGCCUGCACCAGGUUAAAAGUCCUCAGGGUUGAGCGACCCUGCACUUGUCAUGUCAAGUACCGGCUGUUCUCAGUGCCCUCUCUGGAGUGCGGAGCUGAGGAAGUGAAAGGUGCUGGGCUUCCGGACGGACACGGACACCCCAUCCCCGCCCGCAGCCGUCUUGUCAUGCUGCCCAAAGUGGAGACGGAAGCCCUAGGACUCGCCCGAUCGCAUGGGGAACAGGGGCAGAUGCCGGAAAACAUGCAAGUGUCUCAGUUUAAAAUGGUGAAUUACUCUUACGAUGAAGAUCUUGAAGAACUUUGUCCAGUUUGUGGAGAUAAAGUGUCUGGGUACCACUAUGGGCUUCUCACCUGUGAAAGCUGCAAGGGUUUUUUUAAGCGAACAGUUCAAAAUAACAAAAGGUACACAUGCAUAGAAAAUCAGAACUGCCAAAUUGACAAAACACAGAGAAAACGGUGUCCUUACUGUCGAUUUCAAAAAUGUCUAAGUGUCGGAAUGAAAUUAGAAGCUGUAAGGGCAGAUCGAAUGCGAGGGGGAAGAAAUAAGUUUGGACCAAUGUACAAAAGAGACAGGGCCCUGAAGCAACAGAAAAAAGCUCUUAUCCGAGCCAAUGGACUUAAACUGGAAGCCAUGACUCAGGUGAUCCAAGCAAUGCCCACUGAUCUGACAAUAUCCUCUGCGAUUCAGAACAUCCAUUCUGUUUCCAAAGGCCUACCUCUGAACCAUACUGCCUUGCCUCCUACAGACUAUGACCGAAGUCCCUUUGUAACCUCCCCCAUUAGCAUGGCCAUGCCACCCCAUGGAAGCCUGCAAGGUUACCAAACCUACGGCCACUUUCCAAGUCGAGCUAUCAAGUCUGAGUACCCCGAUCCUUACACUAGUUCUCCAGAGUCAAUAAUGGGUUACUCAUACAUGGACAGUUGUUACCAGACGAGCUCGCCGGCAAGUAUUCCACAUCUGAUCUUGGAACUUUUGAAGUGUGAGCCAGAUGAGCCACAAGUCCAAGCCAAAAUCAUGGCAUACUUGCAGCAAGAGCAAGCCAACAGAAGCAAACAUGAAAAGCUCAAUACGUUUGGGCUUAUGUGCAAAAUGGCUGACCAAACGCUCUUUUCCAUUGUUGAGUGGGCCAGAAGUAGCAUAUUCUUCCGAGAACUCAAGGUUGAUGACCAAAUGAAGCUGCUUCAAAACUGCUGGAGUGAACUCUUAAUUCUCGAUCACAUUUACCGACAAGUGGUACAUGGGAAGGAAGGCUCAAUCUUUCUGGUUACUGGGCAACAAGUGGAUUAUUCUGUAAUUGCAUCGCAAGCCGGAGCCACCCUCAACAACCUGAUGAGCCAUGCCCAGGAACUAGUGGCCAAGCUUCGUUCUCUGCAGUUUGAUCUACGAGAGUUUGUAUGUCUGAAAUUCUUGGUGCUCUUUAGUUUAGAUGUCAAAAACCUUGAGAACUUCCAGCUGGUGGAAGGAGUUCAAGAACAAGUGAAUGCUGCAUUGCUGGACUACACAAUGUGCAACUACCCACAACAGACGGACAAGUUUGGGCAGCUUCUCCUCCGGCUACCAGAGAUCCGGGCCAUCAGCAUGCAGGCUGAAGAAUACCUCUACUACAAACACCUGAAUGGGGACGUGCCAUGUAAUAACCUCCUCAUUGAAAUGCUGCAUGCAAAGAGAGCAUAAAUUCUUCCCCCAUUCCCUCGCCCCCAAGAGCUUAUUUCUGCUUUUGAAAAAAGAAAAAAGAUGAAAAAAAGGAAAGAAAUACUCUGAACUGCUCCAAGCAACACUAAUUAAAAACUUGGUUUUCAGACACUGAGAAAAUGGUAUAAUAAUCAAAUACUUAAUAGUAAAUAAGUGAUGUAUCAGGGUAUUUGUAUUGCAAACUGUGAAUCAAAUGCUACACAUCCCCAAAGGAAUAUAGGACACUACAAUAGAACUUGAUGAACUUUGCAGGUGGACACCAUCACCAUGUUGGAUGGGAAAGGACAGAACAAUUCUUGUAUAUUUAAACCGAUCUCCACUAAAUGAAGAAAUCUAGGAACAAAUUGACCUGUGUAUUUAAGCUAUUAGAUUGGGGAGGGAUUUGCGUGCACUGAAUUCCUUCACCAGAUAGCUGGAGUAAAAACGAUUCUAGAGGAUGCCAGCUGAACCUUCUGGCAGCAUCCUUUUUGCAUUAUCCUUCCAAGGACCCAACACCUACUCUCUUCUGUGAUCAUGGAUGUGUUCUCUAUGCAGGAACCUGUUUAAAAAAAAAAAAGAAAGAAAGAAAGCAAAGACCUCUGGAAGGCCACACACACACAAUAACCAUGCCACCAAAUCAUAAAAAGCCUGCACGUCGGGCCAACAAACCGCUAGUACGAACAGUCUAAGAAUAA